CGCACCUUUUCCGCAGCACCUUUUCCGGAAUGCUUCCCGGUUCCAACAUGGACCGUGACAACCAUCUUGUUGAUGCUACUGCUGCUGUUGCUGCUGCUGCUGCUGCUGCUGCUCCUACUACUCCUACUGCUCCUACAUUUCAACAUGGCUUGCGCAUCCUCUCCUCGACUACCAUCUCCAUCAUCACUUCUCAAUCAUGGCGCCUAUCACACAAAUCGAGUAUUUUCGGGUCCCCCCACGAUGGUUGUUUGUCAAGAUCACCGAUGCCGAUGGCAACACUGGCUGGGGCGAAGCCUCCCUCGAAGGGCACACGGAAGCAGUUGAAGGCUGUCUGGACGCCUUUGCGGCUCGCUUUCACGGCCUGGAUGCCAAUGCAAUCGAGCAUAUCUGGCAGAAUGGCUAUCGCAUGGGAUUCUAUCGCGGAGGACCGGUCCUGAUGAGUGCCUUGGCGGGAAUCGAUAUUGCCCUUUGGGAUCUCAAAGCGCGCCGACUGAGUUUGCCCAUCUACGAACUCCUGGGCGGCAAAGUUCGAGACCAAUUGCGAGUAUAUGCGUGGAUUGGCGGUGACCGACCAGGGGAUGUUGAGGUGCAAGCACGCGCCCGAAUUACGCAAGGGUUCAAGGCUAUCAAAAUGAACGCUACCGAAGACCUGGGGUGGUUAGACUCUCCCCACGCACUGGAUGCAUCGGUGGAGCGUCUCAAAGCUGUCAAGGCACUUGGUCUGGACGCGGGCGUAGACUUCCACGGGCGCGUCCACAAGGCGAUGGCGAUCCAGUUGGCCCACAAGCUUGCCCCGCAUGAGCCACUGUUCAUCGAGGAGCCGCUCCUGUCCGAGCACCCAGAGUCGAUUGCCGCCCUCUCCAAGCUGGUUCCCAUCCCCAUUGCGCUGGGAGAACGGCUGCACAGUCGGUGGGACAUCAAGCCAUUCCUGGAAUCGGCAUCAGUCAGCAUCCUCCAGCCGGAUAUCUGCCAUGUGGGUGGCAUUUCGGAGCUGCGUCGGAUGGCGACCAUGGCAGAGGCCUACGAUGUAGCCCUGGCUCCUCACUGUCCGCUGGGUCCGAUUGCCCUCGCGGCCAAUCUGCAGGUGGACGCCGUCUCGGCUAACUUCGCGAUCCAGGAGAUGAGUGUGGGCAUCCACUACAACCAUGGCUCGGCCGAAAUUGGGACGUAUGUCAAGAAUCCCGAAGUCUGGACGGUGCGAGACGGUCUGAUCCGGUUGAUGGACGGUCCCGGACUGGGGAUCGAACUGGAUGAAGAGAAGAUCCGGGCGGCAGCGGUAGAUGCAGCUGCCUGGCGUAGUCCGAGCUUUCAGGGUCCUGGGGGAGAAUGGCGAGAGUGGUAACUCAUUCAUGUAGGAGGGGAUAUAUAUGUACAUAAAAUUAGAGCUCUUCCCAUCUCAGGCAUCCUUCCUUGUAUUUAUGAAUUCGACAGUGUAAGCGAAUUCAAGCACUACAUCGAAGAGAAAGUACCCUAUCC
Molecule: messenger RNA, 1476 nt
Organism: Aspergillus brunneoviolaceus CBS 621.78
Lineage: Eukaryota; Fungi; Ascomycota; Eurotiomycetes; Eurotiales; Aspergillaceae
Product: enolase C-terminal domain-like protein
Exons: 4
Coding region: 197-1342 (381 amino acids)
Biological process (GO): D-galactonate catabolic process; amino acid catabolic process
Molecular function (GO): galactonate dehydratase activity
Source: RefSeq, a predicted model, not a curated record